Molecule: messenger RNA, 758 nt
Organism: Pseudogymnoascus verrucosus
Lineage: Eukaryota; Fungi; Ascomycota; Leotiomycetes; Thelebolales; Thelebolaceae
Exons: 2
Coding region: 87-758 (223 amino acids)
Molecular function (GO): protein dimerization activity; DNA binding
Source: RefSeq, a predicted model, not a curated record
CUAUAACAGUACUCGACGGAACAGUAACUCGACGGAACAGUAAUUCGACGCAACAGUAAUUAGACGCAACUCAACGCAACAGCACCAUGUCGUCUCGAUCUGGGCGAGAGAUAAGACAGCUGAUGACAAGGAAGGACGGGCUCAUGAAGAAGGCUUGCGACCUUCGAAGGUUGUGCCUCGACGUAAGAAUUGCGAUUAUCCUUGAAUACGACGGAAAAGUCGACACCUUUAGAACGGAAGACGGAUUUCUCUCCAGUCUUAAUAUCCAAAAUGCCAACGAAUUCAGGCCCAAAGACUUCAUGACUGUUCGGGAGGCAGAGGUACUGGAGGAGUCUGAAAGAGAGAGACGGAGCACUUCUUCUGAGCUAGAACUUUUAGAAGACGACUUGUUCGUACCUGAGACUUGCCAAAACUUAGACUUAGGGUCUAUCUACGAAGCUGGAUCGUCGCCGCCCUUCGCCGAUCAAGAAUCAAUUAGUGCGGAAACGCAGCCACAGGCGUCUCUCAUUAACGACGUUGAUGGGAGUUUGCUUGACCUUCAGUGGGGAAACAUGGCUCAGGAUCAAGGCGAACAGUCUCGUAUAUGGCAAUUAGCUGGGAUGCCCCGUCAUAACAAUACUAAAUAUGGUAACGGCAAAACAAACAAUCCAGGACGAAUUCAGAAGGUUCAAAUGGGUACUGAUCAGACUCUAAAACGGAGAAUGAUUGCACGGCAGCAAGCAAUGUCAGGUGGGAAGGAGGGAUUGCUAAAUAGGUAG